AUGAUGAGUUUUCUACCCAUUGUUUUUUCCAUUCCAGUAGUGGUUGCAUUUGUUCUUGGAAAUUUUGCCAAUGGCUUUAUAGCACUGAUAAAUUUCAUUGCCUGGGUCAAGAGACAAAAGAUCUCCUCAGCUGAUCAAAUUAUUGCUGCUCUGGCAGUCUCCAGAGUUGGUUUGCUCUGGAUAAUAGUCUUACACUGGUAUUCAACUGUGUUGAAUCCAAAUUCAUCUAGUUUAAAAGUAAGAUUUUUUCUUUCUAAUGCCUGGGCAGUAACCAACCAUUUCAGCAUCUGGCUUGCUACUAGCCUCAGCAUAUUUUAUUUGCUCAAGAUCGUCAAUUUCUCCAGACUUAUUUUUCAUCACUUAAAAAGGAAGGUUAAGAGUGUAGUUCUGGUGAUAGUGUCGGGGGCUUUGUUAUUUUUGGUUUGUGAUCUUGUGGUGGAAAACAUGUACAUAAAUGUGUGGACAAAAGAAUAUGAAAGAAACAUAACUUGGAAGAUCAAAUUGAGGAACGCAACGUACCUUUCUAACUUGAUUGUAGUCACGCUAGCAAACUUGAUACCAUUCACUCUGACCCUGAUAUCUUUUCUGCUGUUAAUCUGCUCUCUGUGUAAACAUCUGAAGAAGAUGAAGCUCUAUGGCAAAGGAUCUCAAGAUCCUAGCACCAAGAUCCACAUAAAAGCUCUGCAAACUGUGACCUCUUUCCUCAUAUUAUUUGCCGUUUACUUUCUAUGUCUAAUCAUAUCGUUUUGGAAUUAUAAGAAGCAAGAGAAAGAACUUGUCUUAAUCCUUUGCCAAGCUGUUGGAAUCAUAUAUCCAUCGUUCCACUCAUUCAUUCUGAUUUGGGGGAACAAGAAGCUAAAGCAGAACUUUCUUUCAAUUUUGUGGCAGGUGAUUUGCUGGGCCAAAGGACAGAAUCUGUCAACUCCAUAGAUUCACCAGAGGUUCAUUGUGUGUUUUCUAGCAGAAAACAAAUUGAUGGU
Molecule: messenger RNA, 980 nt
Organism: Chlorocebus sabaeus (green monkey)
Lineage: Eukaryota; Metazoa; Chordata; Mammalia; Primates; Cercopithecidae
Product: taste receptor type 2 member 20
Biological process (GO): sensory perception of taste; G protein-coupled receptor signaling pathway
Cellular component (GO): membrane
Molecular function (GO): G protein-coupled receptor activity; bitter taste receptor activity
Source: RefSeq, a predicted model, not a curated record